Linum tenue is the source of this 1704-nucleotide messenger RNA. The record is from the annotation of a GenBank genome assembly. Lineage: Eukaryota; Viridiplantae; Streptophyta; Magnoliopsida; Malpighiales; Linaceae.
CCUGUUCCAAAUCGCCCUCGUUCUUCUUCUUCUCUCUAAUAAUUCUUGUCCUUCCCUUUCUGCCUUUCUCCCUCUCUUUCUCUUGGUUACAAAAAUCAAAAGAUAUAAAAAGCGAGGAGGAGAUACCGCUCGUUUAUUCUUUGAUUCGAUCGAACCCUUUGAUUACGAAACCGAUCCCAAUUUCCAGUUCUCCCACCUUGUUGAAGUUCUUUAGGUUUUGGCAAAUCGAAUUGCUAUGGAGAACAAUUACAGCGGCAGCAACACCGCCAAUUCGAAGUCGGGUUCGGAAGCAGAACCCAAGCCUAACGACCCCGCCGUUAGGGAACAAGAAAACAAUCUUCCUAAAGACCCUAUUGUCCCAGCUCCGGUGACUAAUGGAGAAGCGGCGACCGCAGCAGCAGCGGUGGAAGAAGGUGGAGAGGAAAGCGACGUCGUCGACCUCGAGGAGGAGGACGACGAGGUAGAAGAAGUAGAAGAGGAAGAAGACCGACAGCAGGAGGCGGCUCCUGCUCGCCAGUCUGCCGCAAGGACUCCUUUCACUAAUCUUAGUCAGGAAGAUGCUGACCUCGCUCUCGCUCGUACCCUCCAAGAACAGGAAAGAGCAUACAUGAUGCUAAGUCGUGCAUCGAUGAGCCUAGAUGGAGAGACUGAAUGGGUAGGAGGUGGAAGCUAUUUGGGAGAAGAUGAAGACGAUGGAGAUUUUGAUGACCCUGAUGAUGUCAGUGAUGGAGAUGAGUAUGAUGAGCAUGAGUAUGGUGAAAGUGGAGAGUUGGGUGAGGAUGAUGUCGAUGCUUUUGACGUCCAUGCUCGUGCUGAAGUUGUUGAUGAUGAUGGUCCCAACCUUGAAGAAAUUGACCCUUCUGCAUUUUCGAGUGAUGAGGCUUAUGCUAGAGCGUUACAGGACAACGAAGAAAGAGAGAUGGCUGCAAGACUGUUUGCCCUUGCUGGGAUAAAUGAUAACAAUUUUCCUGUGGCUAAUAGGCAAGCCCUGGAUGUGCAGGAUACAUGGGAGGAAGUUGACCCAGAUGAACUUUCUUAUGAGGAGCUGCUUGCUCUGGGAGAAGUAGUUGGAACUGAAAGCAGAGGGCUGUCAGCCGAUACCAUUGCCAACCUCCCCAGCGUGAACUACAAGUCCGGAAGCAACGAGAGUGGAACUAGCGAUUCGUGUGUGAUAUGUCGGUUGGAUUAUGAGGAUGAAGAGACCGUGACGGUACUCUCCUGCAAACAUUCGUACCACGCAGAGUGCAUCAACAAUUGGUUGCAAAUAAACAAGGUAUGUCCUGUUUGCAGUACAGAGGUUUUGACGGUGGCCGGAGGAAGCCAGUCGUCCUAGCUUUUGUGAUAGGUAAUGUCUGGAGGGACAGCUCCGUUGAGGGGGAAGGGUAGCGGGAAGCCUAGGACAUUUGAAUACUGUAUUUCAGUGUAUAUGUAAUUGUAGGGUAUGAUUCUGGGAUUUAAGUUUCCGCAUGAGACAUUAUUUCUCCGACCUGGUGUUUCGAAAGUGGGGAAAAGAGAUCACUUCUGGUUCUGGGAAUUUGUCGGUGGUUUCGUCGUUUUCUCUUUCUCGUGAUUUCUGAAGGCGGGGAAGUAACGUCUCUGUUCGGCUUUUCUUUUCUUUUCCUGAAUCAGGCACCAAGCCACCAACACAUGUUUGUUCACCCUUAUCGUUUCACAAGUUACUUGACGUGAGAUUAUUCUCUUUAA